Messenger RNA from Daktulosphaira vitifoliae (grape phylloxera), 3306 nucleotides. Its product is annotated as histone-lysine N-methyltransferase SETDB1-like. The transcript has 5 exons. NCBI's taxonomy places the organism in Eukaryota, Metazoa, Arthropoda, Insecta, Hemiptera, Phylloxeridae. Gene Ontology annotation, molecular function: zinc ion binding; DNA binding; protein binding. The record is from RefSeq and is a predicted model, not a curated record. Gene Ontology annotation, cellular component: nucleus. Gene Ontology annotation, biological process: heterochromatin organization; negative regulation of gene expression. The coding region runs from base 227 to 3178 and encodes 983 amino acids.
AAAUAUUUUUUUACAUUAGCCACCAAAUUGUCAAUAUUUUCGAAUUGAAAACGAAUUUCUUCAGCUACACGAUUGUGCUAAACAAUUGAUAUGAAUCAUUUUUGUAUAAAAAGAUUGAAUUCGAGCAGACUAUUUCAUGUACGGCGCGGCAUCAGUUACAAACAAUAAGACAUCGUCCUACUGUAUUAAUUUUGGUAUUCCACAUAAAAGGAAAAAGUGAUGCAGCAUGGCGUCCAUUAAAAAGAAUCGAACUUCUUUAUGUGAUAAACAAGUUAAUUGUGUAAAUAGACGAUGUAAAUCGGGCGAAGGGCUUUCAAAAGCAAUAGAAUUAGUUUGCAGUUAUUAUCAUGUUGAAUAUAAACCUAACAGAGAAGUAUGUGUAAUAUGUUUAAAGAAAUGUUUAAAACAUUUCAAAAACUUGGAAACUAAAAUGAAAGCAGGUGAAUGCAUAAUGGAUGGUCAUUUCCCAAAUUAUGAUUCAUAUUGUGUUAUUGAAUCUGAUGAUGAAGAUGAAACAUUGAAUUCCUUAAGUAAUAAUUAUUUUCCAUCCAAAGAUAUAGUUUCUGGAGUUAAUGCUGCCUUAGACUUAUAUUUUGAAAUGAACGAAGAAAUUAUAAAUGAUCAAAUUGUAAAGUGCAAUAAUUAUAUAAAUAAAUCAGUGCAUGAUUGUACUACUAAGGUAAAUUAUCUAGAAAAUAUGGCUGCAGAAUUAGAAAAUGAAAUAGCAUUUUUAAGAAAUGAGCUAUACAAGCCGUAUCAACCUAUAACUAGUCAAGUUUGUCAUAUUGACGUUAUUGAUGAUUUGAAAAAAAAUGAUAAAGAUAUUAUUGCUGUAAACAGAACUAUUUGUAGUGUACCAGCAGACCUACCUAAUGAAGGUCCACUUCAAUAUCCGCAUAUUAAAGAAGGAGAAGUUGUAUAUGCUAUGAAGUUUACCUUAAUACAGCCUUGGUAUAAAUGUAAAAUAAAAUCAGUUGUUAGUGAUGAUUAUGUGCAUGCAAAGUUUGAAGAUGAGGAAAAAUUAUUGCCCAAUAAAGCUAUAGCUUCUUUUGAUGAAAACCCAGUACGUUUCCCCGUAGGAAGUAGAGUUAUCUCUAAAUUUACUGAUCAAGAUUCUACAAAUUGUGAUUAUUAUUAUGCUGGAGUUAUUGCUGAACCACCUAAUCUUAUUAAUCAAUUUAGAUAUAUGGUGUUUUUUGAUGAUGGUUAUGUUCAAUACAGACAGCAUAAAGAUAUACGUUUAAUAAGACAUAAGUGUUCUCAAGUAUGGAAUGAUGUUCAUCAAGAUUCUAAAGAAUUUAUAUAUCAGUACUUAAAAAAAUAUCCAGAACGCCAAAUGGUUCGUUUAAAUAAAAAACAUUUUGUCCGAGCUGAAAAUCAAAAUCAAUGGUUGUUAGCAAAAGUACUGGAAGUAGAUGCUUCUUUAGUUAAAUUAUAUUUUAUGGACACCAAAAAAAGUGAAUGGAUGUAUAGAGGCUCUUCAAGAUUAUGGAAUAUUUUUGAGCAACAAACAAAAUCUGAGAAAGGUAUUCGUGUUAGACAAUCUGGUUUAGCAUACCUAAACAAACCUUUUGUUGAGUACACUAGUAUUGAGGAAGAUACAAACAAUAUAGUUAAAAGUGUAGCUCGAAAAAGUACUACUAAAAGUUCAACAACUCAAUGUGAUGAAGAAGUUAAAUCUGGAAAAAAUCAAGAUAUUUUUAAAAUUACUAAUCUUUUAUUGCCUGCAAGUAUCCCACACCCAAAAACAUUUAUUGUCCAUAAUUGCAAUUUUUCAUGCAUUAAGUGGACUGAAUAUGAUUACAACAAAACAAAGUUAAUAAGUAUGUUAGCUACUCCUCUUUAUUUUGGUUUUGUAAGGUAUAUUGCACAUUUUAACAGCACCCAAAAGUGUGUUAUGUACAAAACACCGUGUGGUCGUACUAUCAGAAACAUGAAAGAAAUGCAUGAUUAUCUUUUAUCUACUAAGAGUAAAAUGACUGUUGAUCAAUUUGAUUUUAAUAGUUGGGUUAACCCUCUAGUAGAAUUUAAAGUUUUAAAAUCAAUUAAGUUUCUUCAUGAUUUGUCUGGAGGGAAAGAAUUUAGGCCAAUAACCUGUGUUAAUAAUAUUAAUCAUAAAAUACCCCCCAAUAUGGAUUAUAUAACUGAAAGACGUGCUAAAACUGGUGUUAACCUUAAUGUUGAAAGCAGUUUCUUAUGUGGAUGUGACUGUACUGACAAUUGUCAAGAUAAGUCUAAGUGUGCUUGUUGGCAGAUGACAAUUGAUGGUCAGAAGAUUUUACCAAAUCUGUAUAAAGAUCCCAAUAUUGGUUAUAAUUACAGGCGAUUGCCAGAACGAGUUCUUACAGGAAUUUACGAGUGUAAUAAAACUUGUAAAUGCUCCAGUACUUGUAUAAAUCGUGUGGUUCAAAAUCCUCUUUCACAAAAGUUACAAUUAUUUGCAACUGAAAAAAAAGGUUGGGGUGUGAGAUGCUUAAAUGAUAUUCCCCAAGGAAGUUUUAUAUGUAUAUAUGUGGGUAAUUUACUUACUGAAUCUGAUGCUAAUGAAGGAGGAAAAAAUUAUGGAGAUGAAUAUUUAGCAGAAUUAGAUUACAUUGAAGUAGUAGAAAAAAUCAAAGAAGACUAUGAAAGUGAUGUACCUAACAGUGAUGCAGAAAGUGAAAGCAAAACCACAGAUGAUGAUGAAAGUUAUGCAUCAAUAGGAAUAGCUUCAUCUGAUGAAGAAUUUCAAACCACAACGGAAGAUGAAUACAGUGUAUCUAAUAUUAUAUCAAGAUUGCGUAAACGAAAAACAAAGACUGACAAUACCAAAACAAAAAAAGAUGGUAGUCAUGUUCCUUCUAAAUUAAAUGCAAUUGCAAUGGAGAAUAAUCGUUUGCCUCCAAAAUCUAUUCGUGAUUAUUAUGGUGAUAAUGAGAGCGUUUAUAUAAUGGAUGCAAAGAGUAGUGGUAACAUUGGGCGUUACUUAAACCAUUCAUGUAAUCCAAAUACAUUUGUACAAAAUGUUUUUGUUGAUACACAUGAUCUUCGAUUUCCAUGGGUGUCUUUUUUCGCAUUACAUUAUAUACCUGCAGGUUCAGAACUUACUUGGGAUUACAGUUAUGAAAUAGGUAGUGUUCCAGGAAAAGUAAUGAAAUGUCAUUGCGAAUCAGCUUAUUGUAGAGGACGAUUAUUAUGAGCGGACAUUUUUUUUUAUUGAUAAAUUAUUAUAUUAAAAAUUUUUGUAUACAUUUUAAUAAUUUUAAGAUCCAUAUAAAAUAUUUAUUUGUGAACAAUUUAAAUAAUAAAUAUAAAUAUGAAAUAACA